CAUCCCGGAUUUGGAAACUUGGAGCCUUCUCAAACUUAAGCUAACUUCUCCUAUGUUAGCAUGAUAACGUUUAUAUUUAGUUUUCUUGUGCGUUCAGGGGAGCCUCACAGAUUUGACGCUUCCUUCAGAGGUCCUGUUCACAAAAGACGCUGUACUGAUGUCUUCUGUUGUUUGCUCUUCAUCUGCGUACUUAUUUCCUACGUCGGCCUGGGGGUAGUCGCAUGGCUACACGGCGACGUCCGGAAGCUUCUCCACCCGACUAACAGUUAUGGCGAGUUUUGCGGGCAGAAGGGGACGCCGAAUGCGAAGAAGCCAAAUGUUUUCUACUUCAACAUCUUCAAGUGUGCCAGUCCUGCCUUGCUCAUCAACCUGCACUGCCCAACAACUCAGAUUUGUGUGUCCGAGUGUCCUGACCGACUCGCAACUUAUUCUGAGAUGCAGCUGCAGCACAAACUCGGCAACACGUACUGGGAUUACUACAAAGACUUCUGUAAACCUGGCUUCGAUCAUCCUGAGAAGGCUGUGUCUCAGGUCCUGAGAGACCAGGACUGUCCCUCCAUGAUUGUGCCAAGUAGACCAUAUCUUCACAGGUGUCUCCCAGAUGUCCUCAGUCUGAAUAAGACCAAGUCCAAAGACCUUCUUGGAACCACACAAAGUGUCACCAACCUCCAAGACCUCUCCAAACAACUACGAGGACUAGUGGACACUCAGCAGUUAGGACAGGAGAUAGUGGAAGAUUAUGCCGAGUCCUGGCCUUGGAUUCUUGUAAGUCUGCUGAUGUCCUGGUUCUUCAGCCUGCUCUUCAUGGUGCUGCUCAGGUUCACCGCCCAGCUGCUGCUGUGGACCACCAUCAUGGCCGUCACACUCCUUCUGUCCUACGGUCUGUGGUUCUGUGCCUCGGAGUUGACCCAGCUGGCACGGAGCCAAGGUUCUGAGGUGUCCAUGGUGGAAGUGGGCCUGCAGACGGAUAUCAAAGUCUAUCUGCAGCUCAAGCAAACCUGGAUCAUUUUAUUGAUGUUGCUGGGAGUGACAGAAGUGUCCAUGGUCCUGCUGCUGGUGGUGAUGAGGAGGAGAGUCCAGUUGGCCGUGGUCCUCCUCAGAGAGGCCAGCAGAGCCAUGUGUCACACCAAGUCCACUCUGGUCUACCCCGUCCUCACCUUUCUCUCCCUGGCCUCCUGCGUCUGCUACUUCACCCUCACCGCCUUGAACUUGGCGUCCUUGGGUCAUAAAGUCGUGUCUCCGGACGCCACAUGUCCUCGGUCCAACAGCACCUGUGACCCGGAGAUGUUGAACAGAAGCCCCGCCCCCAAGCAGCCGUGGUGUCUGGGCUGGCAGUGUCUAUACGGGGAGAGCGUCUACCAGCGCUACCUGGUCCUGCUGCAGCUGAGCAACCUGCUGGUCUUCCUGUGGUUGGCCAACUUCAGCCUGGCCCUGCAGCAAUGCACCCUGGCCGGAACCUUCUCCAGGUACUACUGGACCAGGAGGACGCCCCGCCCCCUCUUGUCCGCCUUCGGCAUGGCGCUCAGGUACCACACGGGAUCGUUGGCCUUCGGGGCUCUCGUCCUCUCCGUCCUCACCUUUUUCCGGAUCCUUCUGGAAUACCUAGAGCGCAAAAUGAAAGGUUUAAAGAGCAGCAUGUCCAGGUUCUUCUGUUGCUGCCUUCAAUGUUGCUUCUGCUGUUUGGACUCAUUCCUUUCUUACAUGAACUCUAAUGCUUACAUCAUGCAGAUGGCGAUCUAUGGCAAGAGUUUGUGCACCUCGGCCAGAGAAGCCUUCUUCCUCCUCAUGAGGAACCUGGUCAGGGUUGCAGUCGUGGACCGCGUCACCGACUUCCUGUUGUUUCUGGGCAAAGUCCUGGUCUCAGGAGGAACUGGUGUGCUGGCAGGCCUGUUCUUCACGGGCAGACUUCCUCUCCUCCAGGAACACGUUCCUCGUCUCCACCACUUCCUGCUGCCCACGCUGACCGUGGUGGUGGGUUCCUACCUGGUCGCCCACGGCUUCUUCAGCGUCUACCUCACCUGUGUGGACACCUUCUUCCUCUGCUUCUGUGACGACCUGGAGAGGAAUGACGGCAGCUCAGAAAAGCCUUUCCUCACGUCCCCGGACUUGCACAGGAUUCUGGGAAAACCCUGGCGGUCACAUUGAAAAGCAAGAUGGAGAAUCCUGGAGGUGACGCAGGCUCUGCAUUCUUCUAUCUCAUUCGGGUUCCGCGACAAGAGGUACCGGCACCCGGACGAAGGGACACGCACAAAGUUAACUUUGGGUUUCGAUCCGUGCCAAGGCGGGACUGAAUCAUGGACAAAUGCUAAGAAGCAAUUUAGAAACAGUUUUGAAGAAUGUGCAGCAAUAAAAAACUUUUGUAAUACGAUGCCAACAUGAAGAC
Molecule: messenger RNA, 2383 nt
Organism: Nerophis lumbriciformis (worm pipefish)
Lineage: Eukaryota; Metazoa; Chordata; Actinopteri; Syngnathiformes; Syngnathidae
Product: choline transporter-like protein 5-A
Biological process (GO): transmembrane transport
Cellular component (GO): membrane
Molecular function (GO): transmembrane transporter activity
Source: RefSeq, a predicted model, not a curated record